UUCACUCAUUUGGUCUUCUCACUGACAUAAUAGAAGAAGGGUGGACAGUGUUUAAUCCAGACACAUCAUUUUCAAAAGGUUUAUGUAAAAAAAAUAACAAAAGGCUGAGGAGACUUUAAAAUGUUACUAUUUUUGUUGUUGCCUUUUUGUGCUGUGCUGUGUGGUUAUAGCCAGUAGGCCUAUGUAAUCAGAAAUGUAAUUAUCUAUUGAUAUGAUUUGAAAUUAUUGUAGCUGUGAUAGCCUAUCUCAAUUGACUACAGUUAUGGAAAUUGUUUUUAAGAGGACAGCGCUGAGAUUAAGGUAAAACGGAAGAAGCCAACCAAGCCCUCCUUGUCUCUUUACCUUAACCCAAACCACACCCAUUGCGAGAGAAGCGAGGACUUCUUUCUCAACUUCGCGGUAGAGUUGUCAAGUGGACGGAAUAAAUCAAAGAAGAAAUCCGUGUACAAAAUCAUCCAAACUUAUUUCAAAAUUCUUCGUUAUCUUGGUGGAAACCGAGAAGCCCUUCAAUAUGUGGUGACAUUAACUUACACAGACUUACAAAAGACCAAAGAACAGGAAAUAAAGGCUCUGUUGGCUCUGUUGAGUACAUCCAACAGCACAGAAGACAAUGGACUGGAAAACCCUACAGGCCCUCCUGAGCGGGGUGAACAAGUACUCCACCGCCUUCGGCCGAAUAUGGCUGUCGGUGGUGUUUGUCUUCCGGGUGAUGGUGUACGUGGUGGCCGCCGAGAGGGUGUGGGGAGACGACCAGAAAGACUUUGACUGCAACAUCAAGCAGCCCGGCUGCCCCAACGUGUGCUACGACCACUUCUUCCCCAUCUCCCACAUCCGCCUGUGGGCCCUGCAGCUCAUCUUCGUCACCUGCCCCUCCUUCAUGGUGGUGAUGCACGUGGCCUACAGGGACCAGCGCGAGCAGAAGUACCGGGCCAAGUACGGCGAGAACGCCAAGCUGUACGGCAACACGGGCAAGAAGCACGGCGGGCUCUGGUGGACCUACCUGCUGAGCCUCUUCGUCAAGACGGGCAUCGAGAUCGGCUUCCUCUACCUCCUCCACCACAUCUACGACAGCUUCUACCUGCCGCGCGUGGUCAAGUGUGACAUCAAGCCCUGCCCCAACGUGGUGGACUGCUACAUCGGCAGGCCUACGGAGAAGAAGGUCUUCACCUACUUCAUGGUGGGCGCCUCGGCCCUCUGCAUCGUGCUCAGCGUGUGCGAGAUCAUCUACCUGAUCUCCAAGCGCGUGGCCCGAUGCGCCAACAAGGUGAAGACCAGGGAGACAGCCUACCACCAUCGUAACCACCGCUACCACGAGGACGACAGUCAACACACCUUGCCCGUCACAGAUCUGGACCACAACGCCGAGUACAACAGGCCAGAGAAACCGGAUUUCAGCAAACCGGAUUUCAGGCCUGACUUUAAGAACGCGCUUCGACCGCCACACAGGUUAUCAAAGGACAUCAGAGCAUCAGCUCCGAAUUUGUCCUUUGCCUGAAUGCCCAAAUGAACUGGGACUGGGGACUAAACUGGUAAAGUGGAACUGGACCUCGAGGCCGCUGACUGCUUUGGCUGGUCCCGGGACAAAGUCAUACGAAGUGACCCCUCACCUAAUACAUACAAUAUGAUGAAGACUCAGUUCAGGGGCCUCUCUCUUCCUGGGCCCAGGACAGCCGACCCCUUUGUGCAACCCCCCCACCCCGACAGCUUCCCUGCUGGAACUCCACAGUGUGUCUUGUGUUGUAGCUACACAAGGCGAGGAGAGAACUGCAACUGGAGAAUAGCCAGAUUAUUUUCUUGAACUCUUUAAAUGUCUUCAAACUGGUUUGGAGUACUUAAAUAUCCCAAUGCGGAAGCCCUUGUUCCACAUUGUCUUAUGAAGAUUUUUUUUCUCUCUUUAUGUCUUGCCUUUCACUUCUGUUCUUUAUUUAUUUUUUCCAGAAACCAUUUUUUUUGUCUACCGCACGCCAUCAUUAUCUGAGGUUGAAUACAAACAUAUAACAGCGCCAGUCUGCUUUCUAAGAAAGUCUAUCAGAGUGUUCCCAUAAGUAAAGAGGUGGUUAUGGGUUUGAAAAAAAAAGAAAACUCAGAGGAGGUAGUGAAUAAACAGAAAGGAAUUCAGGAGGACACACCUGGCUCAGCCAUCUUACCUGUGUCUCCACACCUAAGAGGGUGUACAAAAGUUUCUCAGAAAAGACGUAUUGACAACAUUUCAGAGAACUUCAUACCACCUCUUUUUGUUCAUGCUUUCAGACCGUUGUUACAAUGCUACAACAGUUGUUGAAUAGUUAUAGUACAAGCUGUGGAGAGAAGUGGUGACAAUUGAUUUACAGGUAUUCCAACGUGCAUCAAGGAAUCACUCUCUAUUCUGCAUCAAAAUAUAUUAAUAGGAUUCACACAAGCCUUUGUAUUCCUUGGUUUAAAUAAUUAAUGGAUAUUAUGGAUACUAACCAUCACGCUCUCCCAUCCUCUCCUGUGACUGAAGUGUGUACUGGCCACAUGAUCUCCCCAUCUGUGGGGCUUGUUGUCAGGCAGAAUGGGUUAAACAGAAAUACAGCAGGUGUACCAUAUUUUGUGGUGUACACAUAAUGACAAAAAUGGGACUUUCACUUAUGUUUUCCUUCACUUUUCCCCUUGCUACAGCUGUCGAUCCUACAGCUGUCUUUUGUACAGUCUAUUUAGAAACACUGCCUGUCUGUAUAAAUUAUGUGACUCUAUGUUUCGCAAUAAUGAAUGGUUGCACAAAUGUCUGAUGACAAAACUUACUAAAGGUAACAUGGACUUGGAAACCUGUGUGUUUCCUUAGUCCCAAAGGAUAUACACAUACUGUGCUUAUUGCCAAAUGUAUCUAGUGCACUGGACAUGUAAUUUUGAAGAACAGUACUUAAGAACACUCUAUAUGCU
Engraulis encrasicolus (European anchovy) is the source of this 2901-nucleotide messenger RNA. It is a transcript of the gene gjb3, whose product is annotated as gap junction protein beta 3. Gene Ontology annotation, biological process: cell-cell signaling. The transcript is spliced from 2 exons. Gene Ontology annotation, molecular function: gap junction channel activity. Lineage: Eukaryota; Metazoa; Chordata; Actinopteri; Clupeiformes; Engraulidae. Gene Ontology annotation, cellular component: connexin complex. The coding region runs from base 611 to 1495 and encodes 294 amino acids. The record is from RefSeq and is a predicted model, not a curated record.